Messenger RNA from Marasmius oreades (fairy-ring Marasmius), 1588 nucleotides. RefSeq lists its product as uncharacterized. The coding region runs from base 254 to 1411 and encodes 385 amino acids. The transcript is spliced from 11 exons. The record is from RefSeq and is a predicted model, not a curated record. Lineage: Eukaryota; Fungi; Basidiomycota; Agaricomycetes; Agaricales; Marasmiaceae.
UCUCACUCCCCCUUCAUGUGUGGACCAAGAUCGAGCGCCACAUCUUUCGCAAUCAGCCUACAAGUAUGUAGGGCCCAAGGGGUUUCGGACUGCCUUCCUGGCUUUCUUGUCCGCACAAGAAAGGUUUAGGGCAAUUUAUCCUCCCUAUUCCUCAUCGACAUCAAUCGCAUUCUGUCGUAUAAAUGGGGCGUAUAUAACAGGCGCUCCGAAUAUUUUUGUUGAAAAAGCUCAGUCUGUCUCCGAAGAGCCUACAAUGGAGUUGUUCCCCUCUAUUGGAAUGCAAGUUUUGAGCUCAUUGAUACAUUUUUUGGGUGUUACGGUCGUUACUCAUUGCCUCUCGAGAAGGCUUGCCGCCGUAGAUUUAUCUGUCUCCGGAAUUUUUGCAUUGCCUUGGUCACGUCUUUGCCUCCUCCUCAUCUUCCUCGAAUCUUGGGCAUUCCUGUGUAUCGGUGGUGUUCUUAUAUUUGGAGUUGGAUUGGACGUGACCCAUUCCAUCUGCCACGGCGCGAUUCUUCUUUGCAUUGCAUGCUAUGCAACCUCGAAACUUCUGAUAUACUGCUUUUUGAUCGAGAGGGUUCAUAUUGUUUGGACUCCCGCCGGGGCAACCACUACCCGCUUUAAGUCUCUUGUGGACAUAUUAUGCUAUUUGACAGUCGCUCCCUAUUUUGCUGUCAUCGUGCUAUUAGUCAUAGGGCGUAUUUCAGAACUGAGAACAGAAGAUCAAGCGUGCGUGAUAGGUCUGAAACCACUCGCUUCCAUUCCUUUGUUGAGCUAUGACCUCUACAUAAACCUCUUCUUAACGGCUCUCUUCUUGUGGCCGCUCCUAAAGAAUGGUCAUCUGAGCCCAAAUGUUAAGAGGCUCGCAGUGCGAACUCUCAUUGCGGCUAUUGCUUCCCUCACCACCUCAACAGUGAACAUCGCCAUCCUUACCGCACGACAUGGUAGGGAAUAUGGAUGGGUAUGCUUAGGAAGCUGUGGGGCGGAUGUCAUCGUAAAUGCUCUUGCCUUGUAUUGGGCCACGAUCCCAAGGCAUCGAAGACAAGGAGCCCCCAUUGGCUCAGACGAUGUGGAACUUAUGUUCAGUCUUCCCAAACCAACGGGUCGCGGAGCGUCGAAUGCCUUUGUUGGCAACACUCCGGAGACUGCGACGUGCAACCUUCUACAAGAGCUGCACUCUGCCGAUCACUCGACCAAAAAUUCGCAACGUCGUGCUAUGAGUAUCGGUCAGUACAAGGGUUCCAGGCUAGCAUCUCCACCUCCAAGCCAGGGGAUCUUCAAGUCGGUGUCUAGGGUUCUGAAACGCACCGAAACACCGAGACAAGACAAACAGCUCCCAAUAGAGGUAAAUGUUAGCACUCACUGUCAAGUCGACGGGGAAAGUGCAAUACCCCCGUCCAAACCAGGCAUUUGAUUCAAAGUAUUUGUCAUCCACUAGCAGUCUUCUUUAUUUAUUUGAUCAAUGCAAUCAACCUUCCCGUUUGUCGUUUCAGUUGUGAAGAGUCCCUGCGGGUGCCAAAGCGGUAUUACGUCGACUACGUACCAAGUUGUAAGCUUGCUACGAAUAAAUCCUUUCCGAGCUCAAGCGCGU